Malaya genurostris is the source of this 2303-nucleotide messenger RNA. It is a transcript of the gene TTLL15, whose product is annotated as probable tubulin polyglutamylase ttll-15. The transcript has 2 exons. The record is from RefSeq and is a predicted model, not a curated record. NCBI's taxonomy places the organism in Eukaryota, Metazoa, Arthropoda, Insecta, Diptera, Culicidae. Bases 298 to 1932 code for a protein of 544 amino acids. Gene Ontology annotation, biological process: protein modification process.
CAAUAAUAUUGUCUCGUGUAAGGGCUGCUAUCAAUCGGCAUCUGUUCAUCAAACAGAAUUCAUUUGGUGCUGUACAAUCCUGUGGGAUGGUUGAUCUCCGUUGCUUCCAGUUAAAAUGUUGUUGUUCUGAGCUUAAUCUCUCAUUAACUUGCUGGUCAAAGCAAUAACCGAGUAAGCAAUGUAUUCGAUUCCAACGCACGGGGAGUCAACAAAAAAUAGAUUAAUAUUCAGUUCAUGCGUGUAAGUGUGUACGCUCCAGAUUUACGGAAAAACACUUGACCUAAAUUUCAAACGAAAAUGUCGGAGAAACGUAAGCUGGAUAGAAGGAAGCACGAAUCUCAACCGAAAUUGAUUGGAGAAACGGUAAAGCCAAACGAUGAAGCGAUCCAUGAACAAAUCGUUCAUCCUGUCGAAGAUUUGAACUGUUUCUUCGAUCUCAGAACAAAACGUGGACAGUUACUUUUCUUCAUAGUCACCAUACUGGCGGCUAUUCUGACGCAAUGGCUUCCAAAAGGUAGUUAUAAUAGCCUUGUGCAGCCCAACGAACAAGUGCACUGCGAAUCACAGACAAAAAUUGUCGAGAAAAUGGUACCGAAUCCACUUGAGCAACGACCGAAGUACCAAGUUUACGGACGCAAUCCAACCGGAGGUCAUUUGGUACACGUCCACAAUGUUCUGCAGCGACUGGGGAUAGAGCAAGUGGACAACAGCACUGAUGAUUGGGAUUUACUAUGGGCUCAUGACUACCCGUUUAGAAAGCUGGACCUUCAUCACAUGAAGCCACAUCAACUUGUUAAUCAUUUCCCUGGUUCGGGUUAUAUAACAAAUAAGGUCGAUUUGUCAACUUCGGACAUCAAAUAUGUUCCGAAAGCUUUCAAAUUGCCCAGUGAGGCGGAAAAGUUCAAAAGCUAUGCACAGGCGAACCCUGGCAGACUGUUCGUACAGAAAAAUAAUCAACAUCGUCAUAUCCAUAUCAAGAAACCCGAGGAAAUAGAUUUUGGAAAUAAUGAGACAUUCAUUCAAGAAUUUAUCGACGAUCCUCUGUUGGUAGAUGGAUAUAAAUUCGACAUAGGCGUCUAUACGGUGAUUACCUCAAUCGAUCCCCUUCGCAUCUAUAUCUAUAAAGGCGACAUUCUUUUCCGUUAUUGUCCAGUUGAGUACUAUCCCUUCGAUGCGGAAAAUGUUGAUAAAUACAUUGUGGGAGAUGACUAUCUACCGACUUGGGAUGUUCCUGCACUGAAAACAUUCUACACGAAACUUGGCUUCGGUAUGAAAGAAUCGUUCGAUGCUUACCUUCGAGGGAUUGGGCGCGAUCCUGCUAUUAUUUGGGAACAAGUUGAAGAUGCGAUUCGAUUGGCGAUUCUCAAUAAGGAGUCACUCCUAGCGAACAUUCUUUCACACUACGCUAGUAAACGUAAUUUUUUCGAAAUGAUGCGAUUUGAUUUAGUCGUCGACAAUAAACUUCGCGUCUUUCUGAUGGAAGCCAACAUGAGUCCUAAUUUGUCUUCCGCCCAUUUCAAACCGAACCGGUUGCUGUACGAACAAGUCAUCUACAACUUUCUGCGCCUGGUGGGCGUAGGAUCGGACCUGCGUCGGGAGUCCUUCCGAAAGCGUUCCCCCGACGUGGAAGCGAUGGUAUCAUCGCUGAAAAACAUUGUUGUCGAAGCGAACCGAUGUUCCGAGGCACCCUGCCUCGAAUCGUGCGCUCCGCUAGAAUGCACCCUAUGCGUUUCGUGUCUCAGCUGGGAAGACCUGCGGGAUCUACAUGCUGCCUACCGAGAACACCUGAACCGAGGGGAUAUGAAGCGGAUUUUCCCAGUGCCAAAAGUUGACCGCCUGUCCGGCGUGGAUCCGGCGGAAUUAAGUGCCAAGAACCAGUGGAUGACGCGCUGGUUUGAUGAAAAGUGCAAAAUGGACCAUUCGUUCUGUUAGUGCUGGUGCUCGAAUUGUAUUACUUGGAUCAUUAGUUGGUAAGUUUUAUUUGCGGAUACGCUGAUCGAACGGCCUGAUUGCCGGACAGCGAAAAGAAUAUUCAGUACAAAGCCGAACUGUUUCUAACAAAAUCCUUCCUGUUGAGAGAAUUACGUUCAGUAUGUGCACGUUGAAUGAUUCUACUUAAACGUGAAUCUAGAAACAAACAAGUAUUUUUGCCUUGUUCAAUUUCUAAUAGAACGUACAAAACAUUAUAACACUGGCAUUCCGACAGAAAACAUUGACAAUAAAAUAAAUUAAGUAAAAAGCUUGAUAAUCAAUAGAUAUAACUAUUUAUAAUACCGUCAUAAAUCAUACAAGAAUCAGCCUCA